AUGGAGGAGUAUGAAAUUCCCAGUUGGUGUUCAGAUGAAGGUUAUUCAUCAGAUGGUAAAGGUAAAAGCACUGUUGUUGCAGGAAUUCUGUCCUCACCCACACCCACCCUCUCUCAGUCAAAUGGUGAGGAUGAAAAGGGUGAAGUUGUGGCUGUCAAUACUAUGGAUGAUGUUGCUCAUACAUUGUGGGAUUCUAUUGAUGAGAUUGAGAUGAAGAAGUUUAAUUUUCUUAAUCGGCAGGUAGCAUAUGACUUCUACAACUUCUAUGCUAGAGUGAAGGGGUUCUCAAUACGAAAAAGCAAGGUUUUGAGAAACAAGAAAGGUGAAAUUGUGCGGCAAGACUUUGUGUGUCACAAGGAAGGUUUUCGUGAAGAGAAAAAUAGAAAGAGAGAAAAUCGUAAGCGGGAAACUAAGGUUGAGACAAGGUGUGGUUGCAUUGCAAAACUGAGGAUUCGUUUGCUAGGUGAAAGUGGUAGGUGGCAUGUGGCAUUAUUUGGAGAUUGUCACAAUCAUGCAAUGUUAGAGGCACCUCAAUCAGCCAUGUUACCAGCACAUCGUCACUUAAAUGAAGGUGAUAUAUUGGGAAUGAAUAGUAUGCGGAAAGCCGGUAUUAGCACCACACAAAUAUACAAUCUUAUUGCUGACCAAUCAGGGGGUUUUGAGAAAACUAAUUUUCUCAAGGUAGACAUGUUAAAUCAAAUGACCAAACAGAAACAAAGGGAGCAUUGUGAUGCAAAAGCUGUUUUGGUGUAUCUUAAGGGACUCGGUUCAGGUGAUCCAGGGAUGUUUUGGUCACACCAUACUGAUGAAGAAGGCAAGUUGAAACAAAUGUUUUGGGCUGAUGGUAUUAGUCGGAUGGAUUUUCAAGUGUUUGGCGAAGUUCUAGCCUUUGAUGCAACAUACCGGAAGAAUAAAUAUGGUUGCCCCAUUGUUGUUCUUGUCGGAGUUAACCAUCACUGCCAGACUAUUGUGUUCGGAACAGCAAUUUUGACUAAUGAGAAAGAGGAAACCUAUGUGUGGGUUCUUGAGCAAUUUUUGGCAGCAAUGAAGGGUAAGGAACCAAGUGCGGUUAUAACUGACGGUGAUCCUGCAAUGCGGAAUGCUAUUACUAGAAUAUUACCAAGAGCUCAUCACUGUUUGUGUGCAUGGCACCUUUUACAAAACGCACAAAGAAACGUGGGUGACCCUAAUUUUACGAAAGGUUUUAAAAGCUGUAUGUUGGGGAAUCUCAGUGUUGGGCACUUCAAAAAAAAAUGGGCACAAUUGGUUAGCGAUCUGAACCUUGGGGACAAUCCAUGGGUUCAAGGGCUGUAUGAGAAGAGGCACAUGUGGGCCACAUGUUUGAUGCGGGGAAAGUUCUUUGCCGGUUUCCGAACAACUUCUCGUUGCGAAGGACUGCAUUCACAGAUUGGUAGGAUUGUGCGAUCCCGAAAUAGUCUUCUUGAGUUUGUACAAUAUUUUGAGCGUUAUGUGAAUUACAUGCGAUGGACAGAGGUUGAGGCAGACUACAAGUCAGUGGUAGGAGAUGCUGUGCUUCAGACAAACGUGCGGGCGCUUGAACGGACUGUUUUUCUGAGAUUCCGGCCGUGGCUCAACAGUGGUAGCGUAAUGAAGGUUGCUGCCACAAAGGAGACAUCAUCAUGUAUCAUUUAUUCUAUGUACAAGUAUUGUAAACCUGGUAAGAUGUGGUAUGUGGCACAUGAUGAAAAAUUGUCUACGUUUAGAUGUUCAUGUCAGCGGAUGGAGACGUUUGGGCUUCCUUGUGAUCACAUAAUUGGUUUGCUGGUGCAUUUGGACAUUGAUUUCAUACCUGAGACUUUAGUAUUACAAAGAUGGUGUAAGGCAGCAAAGGAAUGCAUGAAAGGUAACUCAGAAUCCUCAUUCAAAUUCUGGGAGUCAACCGUUUUGGCUAGACUAGGUUCAUUAGUAAUGAGAAGCAGAGAAAUGUUCAACCUUGGGUGUGAAUCUAUGGAAGACUACUUGGAUACUGUUGAUGUAAUGACGCAGCAUGUUAUAAAACUUAAGGCUAAGAAGGAUGCUGCUAACGGAGCCAUUCAUGGGAACGUUGAGACGCAAAAUGAAGGGUUUGAUGAUGUCACAAAUCCUAGCGUAAUUCGGAGCAAAGGCUGUGGUGGAUCCUCAAGUGGCAAUGGAAACAAGGCCAAAAGAAAGUGCACUGUUUGUAAGAUGGCAGGUCAUAACAAAACAACAUGCCCCCAGAAUAAACGAGUGAAACUUUCUUCUGUUAAUGAAGCAGGCACUUCCACUGUUGUUGAUGAAGAACUGGAUAUUUCUGAUUGUGUUGCAAGUGAUGGUGUUGCAAGUCUGAAGUUCAAACCAAGUGAAGUGAAGGCUAUUUUAGAACUUUUGAUAACUGUUAUGGGAACAAUAUCAAAAUCAAUAAGUGGUCUUGUGUAUCAUAUAUCUGUGACCUUAUCUGGGUUGUGUACUGCAAAGUUGGUUGGCAAGUUUGACAACCUCUAG
This is a messenger RNA of Lotus japonicus, 2484 nucleotides long. RefSeq names its product protein FAR1-RELATED SEQUENCE 5-like. Gene Ontology annotation, biological process: regulation of DNA-templated transcription. The coding region runs from base 1 to 2484 and encodes 827 amino acids. The transcript has 6 exons. NCBI's taxonomy places the organism in Eukaryota, Viridiplantae, Streptophyta, Magnoliopsida, Fabales, Fabaceae. The record is from RefSeq and is a predicted model, not a curated record. Gene Ontology annotation, molecular function: nucleic acid binding; zinc ion binding.